This is a messenger RNA of Amaranthus tricolor (Joseph's coat), 3370 nucleotides long. Its product is annotated as DDT domain-containing protein DDR4-like. Gene Ontology annotation, biological process: regulation of DNA-templated transcription. Gene Ontology annotation, cellular component: RSF complex. The transcript has 12 exons. The record is from RefSeq and is a predicted model, not a curated record. NCBI's taxonomy places the organism in Eukaryota, Viridiplantae, Streptophyta, Magnoliopsida, Caryophyllales, Amaranthaceae. Bases 492 to 2858 code for a protein of 788 amino acids.
CCUCUCCAAACCAUUCUAAGUUUUCCCUUUCCUAUUUCUCCUUUAUCGUCUUUGAAGGCAAAUAGGCAAUUAAUUUCACUUUCGCCACGGUUGCCCUAGUAUCCAAAACCAAACCCUUCUUCCUAAACAAAAACCACCAAAAUUCAGUCAAGAUAACAACAAUUAAACUCAGCUAACCUACAAAAUCCCAAAAAUUUUUACUACCCAAAACCAGCCUAGAAAGGAGUGGGGUUAAUUUGAGCUAAAUCAUUAAAAUUCCAAUUAAUUAUCCAAAAAAAAAAAAAAAAAUUAAACUCUUCUGCGCCCCCCUCCCCCCCCCAAAAAAUUUGGGUUUCUAAAUUCCUGUUUUUUCUCCUCCUUUUGGGUUUCUUGUAACCCAAAAAGAGGCAGAAAAAUAGAAGAUUUUUAGUAUGUGAAUUUGAUGAAUGCUUAUCAAAGUUUUCUGGGAUUUUUUCACUUUCACUUGGGCUUAAUUUCAUUACUUUUUGUCAAUGCAAAGCUAUGAUCUUUUGCCUAAUCCCACCUUGAUUAGCCCAAAUCCUCACCUUUUUCAUUAUCCUGCAAUGGACGAUGCCAUUUCCGUCCCGAUCCAUCGAUCCUCUGGUAAACCUGAGAGCAAUGGGGAUACUUCAAAACCAGAAACCAACAAUAACCCAGAAACUGAAAUGGCAACUGAAGCUAAAGAGAGUAAUCUCAUAGAGGAGGAAAGCAAUAAAGAGUUGGGCAGUGAUCAAUUUGUGGGUAGUAAGAGCAAUAACAAAAAUGGCAAGAAGGAGAGUAACACUACCACUAAAAAUAAGGAUGUUGUAGUCCGGAGAGAGAGGCCCACCAGGGCUUGCACUAUCCGGCCCGCUAAAUAUGUGGACCCACCAAUUAUUGAGCGGAGGCCGAGACUGCCCAAGAAGGAGAAAGUUGUGAAAAUGGUGGUGGCGGACGAGGCGGUCGAAGAUGAGGUGGAGGAGGAGGAAGAGUCUAAUGUGAAAUUUAGCAAGGUUGUCACACCAUUGGUUAAUACACCUACCUUAGACCAAAUACCCCGGAGGAACUUGAGGUCAAUGUGGGAAUUGGCUUCAAUAUUAAAUUUCUUCCAUGUUUUUAGAGAAGUUUUGAAUAUUACAGCUGAGUUCAGUGCUGAGGAAUUUGAGUCUGCAUUACUCACUCCCAAUAGUACAUUGAAUGAUGUACAUAUACCUUUAUUAAAGGCGAUUCCCCCAGUUAUUCGAAUGGCUUGUGGACCUGACACUUGGGUGACUGUGCUUUGUAGAAAGUUGCGAGACUGGUGGCAUUGGGUUGCAGAAGGAGAGUUGCCUAUAGUUGCUGAUCAUGGGGCUGAGGUUGAAACAUACAAGAAACUUGAUCCAGGGAUACGUGUGGUGAUCCUGAAGGCCCUUUGUGACAUUCGUGUUGAGCAAGACGAUAUCAGGAGUUAUAUUGAGAAUUCGCUCAAACACGGUGCUCACCGUUUUGCAUUUCGAAAAGAAAGGAUUGGGGGUGAUUCACAUGGAGUUUCUUAUUGGUACGAAGAUGACGAAUCAGUGGGCCAUAGGCUAUAUCGAGAGACCAGGAAAGUUGAGAAGGUUGAGGGGAAGAAGGGAAAGACCAAAGGUUCUCAUGUACUUCCUAGCACAACUUAUGAGUGGGAAACGGUGGCAACUAAUCUGGAUGAAUUCUUGGAGGUUUCUGAGAAGCUUUUCUCUAGCAAGAACAGAACUGAAGUUUCCCUUGCCAAGAAGCUUAAAAAUGAUGUGCUCCCGGAGAUUGAGAAAAUUCAGAAGAGGAAGGAAAAAAUGCUGAGGAAGCAGCAAAGGCAAGCUCUUCUUCUGGAUAAUUUUUUCACCUUGAAUGGACUUGCUGGUGGCCGCUCCCUUCGUGAAAGGAAAUCUGUUACGUACACAUUUGAUGAUUUCGAUCGUUCGAUCAAUGAGGCUAUCACGAUUACCAAGUGCAAACAGCCAUCACCAGAGCCUGGAACUAAAAGAGAAGUCGACAAAUCUGAGCCGUCUUCCAAUGGUAGAUGGAAUGGCCCUUCACACACCUCUCUCCAUGCCCCAUCUCUAGUUGAUUAUGAUAAAAUGGAUGUAGAUGACAGCCGUGAACCAUUGGAUCGUAGUAACCGGCGCAGGCAACGAUCUCAGAGAUAUUCUGCCGAAGAUUUUGUUGAAGUGGUUUCAGACAAUGAGGAGGAAUACUUUAAUAGCGAUGAUGACAUAGUUGGAGAGGCUGUUUAUGAUGAUGAAUACAUGCAGCAGCGUAAGAAAACACUAACAAGCAGCUCUGAAAGUGAAGGAGAUGAGGAAUACACUUGGAGCGAAGAAAAUGGCGAAGAUGAGGCGGAAGAAGAUUUACCGAGUGACAGUGGAGAUAAUGGCCAACCAAGAGGAGGGAGGUUUAAGAAACUCGAGGGCCGGACUCGGAGAGGAACGAAAAUUAGGUCGGUUGAUGACCUAGACUCAGGUUUGAGGCGUAGCAAACGGGCCACGAGGAACCGCAUUGAUUAUCGGAAUUACGAGCAAUCUGAUUCUGACACGGAGACAUCCAUGAAACGUGGGAAGGCAAGUGUUGUUUAUGAGAGCCAUUUGAAGGCUACGGAUAAUGCAGAGUACUCAAUGGAAAGUCGGGAUGCUGAAGAUAUGGGUAAUGUGGAAGAGCAACAGCAAAGAGAUUUUGGUGAGUUCACUUCCAUGAAUGUAGAGAAAGACGAAAAUGAACCCCCGAGAAAGUCCCAAAGUCCCAAAGAUGAUCCAAAUCCCAUUCGAGCUACAAGGGGAUUUCUUGAUCUUAAUGAACUAGCACCGGGUUCCGGUUUUGACGAUGGACCCAGUGCUAUAAUGAAGGAUGACGAUAUAAAAGGUGAGUAGGUCAUUUCUCUUUUGAAGGCCCCAGAGGGUUCGAGAUAUUCCUUAUUUAGUCCUUUUCCUCGGUUCCUCUUCUAGGGUUUGUUAGUUGUAUCAUAUAUGGAAAUUACGAGAGCUUGCGAUCUAACCCACGAAGGCUAUUCACAUCUUCCUUCACUUUGAAGAGGCUUUUCAUUUGUGGGAGUAGUUGAGGAGUUCGUGUUGCGCAAUUCAGUGUAGAUUUUUUCACAGUAGAGCAACACUGCAAAAGAAUGGUCGAUUCGAGUAGUCAUUUCGCAUAGUUCAAACGUGUACGAAUUUGAUAGGAGGGGAAAAAUUGUUGGAUUUUAUUUAGAUUUUAGUGUAUAAUAGCAUCUUGAUAUAAGGGUAGCCGAGGCGAGGUUCAUUAUUUGAGAGCCUGUUCUAAAAAUUUUGUUGUGGAUAGAUAUUGAUUGUGUAGUAUUAUUAGUAGGGUAGACUGGUUUGGCUGAUAAACGGAUCUAGAAUUCCAUGUUGUAAUUGGGUCUUCCUCAUCC